Molecule: messenger RNA, 312 nt
Organism: Symbiodinium natans
Lineage: Eukaryota; Dinophyceae; Suessiales; Symbiodiniaceae
Source: the annotation of a GenBank genome assembly
AUGAACGUUCUUGAGGGUACGCUCUGCGCGACGGAGCUGCGAACACUGAUCGCAGAGGUGAAAGGCCACAAAGCCACCGAGGAGGAGCUCGACCGGGCUGUCGGCGCGCUCCUGUCUAGGUACGACCGUGGCAAGGAUGGCGCCCUCAGCUUCAAGGAGUUCGAGGAGGCCGUUCUGUCCAUCGCCUCGCCCGUAGAUCGCCGAGCGUAUGCCCUUGCAGCAGCGAUAGGUAUCGCGUUCGCGGGCUUCUCUGUAACAUUUCCGAGCCUUUGGGGCAUCUCAGGUGUGCAACUCGAGGAGCUUAGGGUUUAG